This is a messenger RNA of Actinia tenebrosa (Australian red waratah sea anemone), 7989 nucleotides long. RefSeq lists its product as uncharacterized. The record is from RefSeq and is a predicted model, not a curated record. Gene Ontology annotation, molecular function: nuclease activity; ATP binding; 3'-5' DNA helicase activity. NCBI's taxonomy places the organism in Eukaryota, Metazoa, Cnidaria, Anthozoa, Actiniaria, Actiniidae. Gene Ontology annotation, biological process: interstrand cross-link repair; double-strand break repair via synthesis-dependent strand annealing.
CCUGAAUUUAAUGCUUUAAAAUUAACAAAACCUAACAAAACAUGCGGAAUUCUGCCUUUAGAGGUUUUUUCUUACUUAAGAGGCUAAAGAAGUAAGAAAAUCGAUAAAAUGAAGAAGGGGAAUCCGAAUCAAAAGACGUUGUUUCAGAGCUGGGGGAAGAACGAACAACAAACGCUGAAGACCACUGAAGAGAGGAAAACUCAAAAUCAUAGCGAUAAUAUCCCCAUCGAAAUCAUCGAUCUCGAAGAUGRUGACGAGGAUGACGGGCUCCUUGCUGCUGCCUUGGAAAUGGAAUCAAUCGACCCUCAAAUAAAUCAAAAUGGUAUUCAAAAUUCAAACUGUGCUGGAAAUGUUUCGAAUUCAGAAACUUCAGAGGAGCCAAAAGAGGUCGAAUAUUUGCCCGGGUUUGACAUGGAAAGCGGAAAUGUCUGGAUUUAUCCUACGAAUUAUCCCAUUCGGGAUUACCAGUUCCAGAUAGUCCAAAAGGCUUUGUUUAUGAAUACACUGGUGACCCUCCCAACUGGUCUGGGGAAGACGUUUAUUGCAGCUGUGUUGAUGUAUAACUAUUACCGUUGGUAUCCCCAAGGAAAAGUUAUAUUCAUGGCGCCCACUAAACCCUUAGUGGCUCAGCAGAUAGAGGCUUGUUAUAAUAUCAUGGGUAUUCCAGAAUCAGACACUGCACAAAUGACAGGUAACAUGGCUCCAAACAAGCGAGAAGUUAUGUGGAAAAACAAGAGGGUUUUCUUUCUUACACCUCAAGUUCUCCAAAAUGAUUUGAGUAGAGGGUCAUGUUGUCCUGAAGGUGUCGUUCUACUGGUGUUUGAUGAAGCUCACAAGGCACUUGGUAAUCAUGCAUACUGUCAGGUUGUGAGAGAAAUUUCCAAUUACACAAGAAACUUCAGAGUCCUUGCUUUAAGUGCCACACCUGGAGAUGAUGUAAAGGCUGUGCAACAAGUGAUGACAAACCUCCUUAUCUCACACAUGGAGCUGCGAUCAGAAGAUUCUUCAGACAUCCAACCCUACACUCAUAGUCGCACUGUUGAUAAGAUCGUUGUUCCUCUUGGGGAUGAUAUUUCCAGGAUAAAAACGCACUUUCUUAAGGUGUUGGAAGGAAUUGUUGGGCGUCUAUUCUGUAACAGAGCACUGUGGCAGAAAGAUCCCCAAAGAGUAACCAAGUAUAUGCUGCUGAGUGGACGAGAUCAGUUCAGGAAAAGAAAUCUAGAGGGUUAUACGAAUGGUCAGAAAGGAGCAAUUGAAGGUGACUUCGCCAUGGCAAUCAGCUUGUACCACGCCUACGAACUACUACACCAACACGGUAUCCUGUCCUUCUAUAACUUCAUCAAAGCAAUCAUAGAUGGCAGUAAAGGUAUGGUACGCGCUAAAACAGAAAUCAAGCGCAACAGUCAGUUCAUGGAAGUCAUGGAAGAACUCCGUGAGAGUAUUGAAUGCCCGCCGGAUGAAACAGCAGAAACUUCGGCUCUGUUUUCCCAAUUCACCUCACCACGAAGACGCGCCAUGCAUAAACAACCCUUCGAUCCUUCCUUCAAGAGCCACCCAAAACUGCUCAAGCUCGAAGAAGUUAUUGUAGAACAUUUCCUGAAGUUUUCCAGCGAAGCGGCAAGUACUUCUACAUCAGUGGACAAUGAAAGCGCGACCGAGAGCAAGCCGGUUGCCGCCGUCAAUACGCGCGUGAUGAUAUUCUCUCAAUACCGCGAUAGUGUCGGUGAGAUUACAGCAAUAUUAAACAAGCACAAGCCUUUGGUUCGUGUGAUGAGUUUCAUUGGUCAAGCGUCUACUGGGAAGAGCUCACGAGGAUUAUCACAGAAAGAACAGCUAGAGGUUGUCCAGCGGUUUCGCAAAGGUGGGUACAAUACCCUGGUAGCCACGUGUGUAGGGGAAGAAGGUCUUGAUAUUGGUGACGUGGAUCUGAUCGUGUGCUUUGAUGCGCAUGCGUCGCCUAUAAGACUGGUACAGCGCAUGGGCAGAACAGGAAGGAAGCGUAAUGGUCGGAUCGUGGUUCUUGUUAGUGAAGGCAAAGAAGAACAGGUCUACAAGAGAAGUCUCAGUAACAAGAAAUCCAUCCAUAAAGCGAUCGUACAAGGCUCUAAAUCCUUCGAGCUUUACGACGACAACCCGCGCAUGAUUCCAAGACACCUGAUGCCUCGCGUACUCAAAAUGCAAAUGACUGUUGGGGACUUUGUUGGCAACAGAACGAAAAAGCGCAAAUCAGAGGCAAACGAAAGCAAGUCAACCAACAUCACUAGUUUUCUCGGCAAACCCGGCACAUCCAAGACACCUAACCUGUCUCGCAAAGACGAUGGAUUUCUCACCUACGAAGAGCUCAUCUACUGGCAGGAGAACUUCAAGCUCCCCAACUGCGAAGCAGGCACUACGCCACAGAAUUCCAACCGAAGAAGAUCGCGCAAGUCUCUAACAGAUCCGCCCGUCAAGGAGUUAUCUUUGAAUGAGUGGAUGGCGUGGCAGAACGUACCUUCACAAGUGUACAAAAUUGCACAUUCUAGACGAACAGAGCAUAUGAUCGAGAUUCUAGAGUUCAUAGAGCUUCAUGGAGAAACUGGAGAUGGUGGAGAUGAUGCUUAUGAUGUGGAGAUGAUGACGUUUCUGAAUGAAGCAGACCUGCCUACUCCUGAAGAUGAUGCUAUGAUCAUUGGUGAUGAUGAUGGUGGUGAUAACGAAAGGGUAAAUGAUUCCAAAGACAAGACUGAGAAAAAGAACAAGAAGAAAAGAAGUGUCCCAAAUGACAACGACAAAAAUAAGAGUAACAAAAAUAAAAAGUCCAAAAAAUCAAAAAGUAUUUCACCACAGCAGAAAACRAAGUGGAGAGAAUACCUAAAGGGAUUUGAAAACGAGGAUAACGAUUUUGAUACUGGAGAAGUGGAGUCUAAAAACCUUGAAGAAAAACAAAGCAACGAUGAUGAGAUACGACUCGAAAUCCUUGAUGGCGAAAAGGAAGAAGCUGCGAAAGCAACUGAAGAAAUUUUACCAGAGCAUAACGCCACGGAAUUGCAUGAAGAAAAUGAAGGAUUUGAAGUAUCAAGUCAAAACUUUUCACAGCUACUUCCCUCUUUAACUCCACAGAAAGUUCACUCUUUGCGUUCACGAAUAACGGAUGUCACGGAUGAUCACGCUAAAGUUGUACCGCUCCCGCCAUCUUUGGAUUCUUUGGACGACAUCAGUCCUUUUAAAUUCGAUAAGAAUUCCAAAUCUUAUGACAAGGAAAAUACGCGAAAAUUACAUAAAGACAAAAUACUUUCUUGUAGGAGGAAUAUCAAUCUGUUUAAUGAACCUGAAGUCGAUGAUAUAGGUUGGGAAUUUGGUGAGAAACUAUUAGGAAAUAAGAAUUCUAAGACGAAUUAUAGGUCAAGAGCAUGCGCAAACCGUAAUAUUGAGGAACCUCCGCAUCUGGAUCUUGAAUUUGAUUUUGGGAAAGAAAUGGAUAAAAAAUGGGAAAACGAAAACGGAGCAAAAGAAUUGACAAAGAAUUCUUCGAUACCGCCAUGCAAGGGUGACUUAAUUAAAGAACCGCCGGAACUUAGUUUUGAAAAUGAGGUUGUAGAAUUAACCAGCGAGAAAGAGAACUUGAUGUUGGAAAACACUAAAUCAUCAAAAAUGGACAGGAAUUUACGAGGAAAUUCUCAAUGGCAUGGCAAAGGUUUUUCCUCAGAACAUUCUGAUUCGUUGUUAACUGGAGACGACGAAAAUGAUUUCCAGGAAAAAGAAAGUCCCCAGAGUUUUAAACCAAAAGAAAAGUCUGGUUUUGGUGCGGGCGUUGUCUGUAAAAAUAAGACUUCUGAUGUUUUUGAGGAUGAUAUUGAAAUAGAGUUUGGAGAUGAUAGUCUUGCUGAUGGGAUUCUAGCCGACUUGGACGAGGAAGAGUUUGGAAGAAAUAGUUUGGAUAAUCAUUCAAAAACAGGUAAUAAUAACCAAGGCUUUCCUAGUGGAACUGUCUCGAAAUCCAAAGAUGUAAGAAAAAAUAUUCAUGAAAGACAUGAUCUACACAUCGAUACCCGGGAAGCUGAAAAUAAAAUCGAUGGAGAAAAACACAACUCAAAGUGUGAAAAUGUCGCAAAAAAGUCAAAAUUGAAGCUCAACUCGAAAGAAAAAUCAUUGGGUGAUAACAGUUUGAAAAAAUCGAUUCUCAAACUUGGUGCGUUUGAAAGAGUAAAUUCUGCGAAGAAUUCUUUCAACUAUGUUAUAGACUCUGAAGAAAUCUUUGAUCACUCUACGGACAAAGUAAUGGACGCGGGGAAUUUUGAAAAUAAAUCUAAAGCUCAAAGUAUUUUGACUGAAACGAAUGAUCAUUCUGGAGAGAAUCUGCAAAGGAAAGGGGAUUUUAAUUUUAAAAAGCCAGAUGCAAUUCUUGGGAAUCGUAGCUUAAAAUUUAAUCGAAGCGCGGUUGUUUCUCCUAAAGCCUGUAGGGAUACGAACCAUGAAAAUGCGCAAACAGGAAGCCCAGUUUUUACGAGUUCUCCGAUAAGAAAGUCUUUGAAAUUAAACUCUAAGGUCAACCUAAUGAAGAAAAAUUCUUCAUGUGGCGAAUACGAAGAAGAAAAUAGUUUAAAAGUUUUUGAAAUGCAGAAGAACCAGAAACGUUUUUCACCGUUUAAAGAGUCGCGCAGUUCUCCCUGUGCUAGUGAAAGAUAUUCUUGCUCAUUUGACGUAAAACACGACGAAAUUCAGACGAAGGGAAAUGAUGACGUGCACAGAAGCGAUCCUCAUGAUUCGCCUAUUCUUCGAAAGCCACUUCGAGAACGGCUCGCAAACCGUGGCUUCGAAGAUACUGUCAACGAUAUAAACAUAACUAAACGCAAUCAGAAAGACUCGGAUAUCAUCUCGAACGAUGAUGAUUCUUCGCCUAUUAUAAGAAAGAAAUCAAAAAGUGAAACUUCAAAUGUUACCGCGAUUUCACCUUUACAGGAAUCUCAAAAUAUUUCGCGCAAAGUUGAUAUGGAGGAUGGAGAGUCGCCUCUUGUCCGACGACGUUCAAAAGCCAAAAUAAGAGACGGAAAUGUCUUCGCUAUUGCUGAAAGCGAUGAGGAAUUUGAAAAUGAUAUCCAGAAAACAGACUCACAGUUUUUAGAACAUGAAGCGUUCGACGAGGUGAAAUCCCAUGGCGCAUCAGAUGAUCAGAGAGAUAGAAGCGUUAAUAAAAUAAUAGGGCUACGCAACAGAAAGCUUGUUGGGGCGUCUGACAGUGAAGAAGAGUUCCUGGUAGAAAAUAGAAAAGAUUAUGUCCAGGGAGUUGGAGCUCGUCAUGAUGUACAAAGAAAGAUUGUUCUUCAGAACAGCGUGAAGCGCAAAAGGUUGUGCUCUCAUCCACCAUCUAAAAAACAAAAGCGGCUUCACGCCAAUCAUUUCCUAGACGAAGAAGCCGAGCUAUCAGGAAGUGAUAUCGGCGAAUUUACGGACGAUGAAAGCGACCUCGGUAGCGAGUUUGACAGUUUUAUCGACGACUCUUCUCAACUCACCCAACGAACGCCUACUUGCCGUACCUCAAGGGUUCCAAGAUCACCCAUGGACAUGGCCGCUCUAUACCGCCUGUCUCUAAUGAGCCCACACGCUAGGAAUCUUAAUUUCCGCACACCAAACUUCCGUAGUAAUAAGAAUAGAUAUAAGAUGAACUUCAAACCGAAAAGGACUGGUAGCGAAUCUGAAGCUGAAGAGACGCAUGCGCAUGAGAGUGAUUUAGAAAAUGAGAUGGAAUUUGACAGCGAGGAGGGAUACUUCGAGGAAGAGGAGUACGAAGAGGAAAGCGUGUACGGAGAUGAAAACGAAAGUCCUGACAAUAGCGUUGCGCUAGUUCAAGAGAUAUCUCCACACACACCAAGUCAAGUUCGACGUCCCUUGAAACGCCCAAAGCGAAAAUACGUUCUUAAUGACAGUGUUGAUGAAGAUGUUACCGUAUGCAAGAAAACGCCGUUGAAAACAAACAUAAGAUCUAAUGCAUCCUGUAGUGCGCUGCAGUCAACGCAAGCCUUCACUUACAAGAAGUCACUUCCCACUAUACCCCCAAAGACUAAUUCAUUCACCGCGUCGUCUUCAUUACUCUCAAAAGAAAAUACUCCUAUUUGCAUAGCUUUGCCAGCUUCUAUAGGUCCUGAGAGAGAAGCUGAUACUUCAAAUCAAAAUUUCAAGGAAAGGCGCUCUAUUUUGUCAUCCAAAGCCGCAGAUUCGUCCAAGAAAGAUGGGGAUAAAACAAGAGAAAGAAACAGUUUGUCCACUACGUUUGACUUUGAUUGGGAUAGCAAUGGUUUUAGUGACACAGACUUGUUGGAAGCGAUGGAGAACAGUGAUAAGUAUGAUGGCUUAUCGAAAGCUGGUUCAAAUAGGAAUACGAGUACCUUAAGGAACAUAAAAUCACACCUUAUCCAAGACCAAGAAAUGCAAGAUAUUGCUCUUGCAAUGGCAGCAACGGAUGACGAUAUGAACUUCGAAAUGUCUGAAAUGCCAACAUUCUCUCUGGGUCUCGACUUCCUUGGUGACGACACAGAAGAAAAGGAGCAGCAAUCCGUCGUGCUGCAAGCUGAUCAAAAUCUAAAUAACAGUGCUUUUUCUUCGGAAAAAAAUAAGAGUGUUUUGAAGGAUUCGCCUUUUGCGUUGAAACGACAAUCACCUCUGCAAAAACAGAAGCAACAACAACUGCAGCAACAAAAUGGGACACAGGAAUCCAAGUUUACUAAGAUUGUCGCACCCCAAAGAUCUGGCGAAUCAAAUACUCGUGUGUUCAGCUUUAAGUCAUCUUGUGCAGCUACUGUUCAGCCAUUUAGCGAAGGAAUUCAGAACUUAACGACAAAUUCUCAGAAUAUAAACAAAAAUAUAUCUAGAAGUAGCACCGUGUGUAGUAGUGAUAUUAUGGGUAAAGGACUCCAGGGGUAUAGUAGUAGCGGUGGUCGUCUGUUUGAAAAUAAGGGAGUUAGUGAGGAGAAGAGUACCGCUCAUACAGCGAUAAGCACAGACAAGGACAAACAUCACACUACCUUGUGUUUGGAUACUAGUACACCCAACAGCACUCCAAAGAAUAUUCCUAGGGCUUUUGUCUCUCCUUCACAAAGAGACCGAGACAAACUAGUGAUCCUCGUGGACACCAAAGAGAUAUGCAACGUUCAGGUAGUGUCAUGCCUUCGUCGCAAGCACAAUAUCAAAGCAGAAGUCUGUCAGUUGAUUCACUGUGAUUAUGUUGUUAGUAACAGAGUCGGCGUUAUACGAAAACUCGUAUCAGCUGUGGCUAAUGGAGCAAAUUCAACUAAACUUGUGGAUAAGAUGAGGCUGAUGUGCGACCUGUAUGACCGACCGUGUCUUAUUAUCGAGAAAGAUCGAGUUAAACCUGGAGAAAAGGAACGUGACUGGUCAAGGAGCCAUGCUUACUCACACACGCUGGCUUGUAUUGCACAGACCCACAUCAAGGUCUUGUUCAGUGAAUCUCAAGAGGAAACUGCAGCUCUUUUAACUGAACUUGCAUCGAUGGAGUCAAAGAAAAAAGCAGCGAUUCAGGCUCCUUUGAGCUUGAACAAAGAGACUCAACAGGUGUUUCGUUUUCUGCUAAGCAUCCCAAGGGUUAGUUAUAUCACCGCACUAAAUCUGUGCUCUUCUUUAAGAACUCUACGAGACCUCAUUUCCAGUACUCCUGACGACCUACAGAAAAUAACAAAGCAGCUAUCCCAGUCUCGAGCAACAGAGAUUUACAAUUACCUGAAGCAUAAUUUCGACGAGGCCAUGACAGCAAGGAAGAAAAAUUCUUAAUAUUAGGAAACAGCUUGUCGUAAUUUGUAAAUAAAAGGGUUUGGAGGGGGGGGAUUUUAAAUAAAUAGAUUGGGUUGUAAUCAAAACUAGAUAAUAUAUAAAUCUGUACAUAAUAGACUCCGUGGCGUCCAUGUUGGAGGAUAUGACUCAUCAAUUAUCCAACAUGGCGGCUGUAAUUAUAAUUAAAACAGAUGAAUGAGGAAAAUAAAGUUCAUGAAAAGUUUUAAA